AUGCUGGACUGGGCGCCGGUGGUGGUGGGCGUCGUGCUCUUCGUGCUGCUCUCGCCGGGCCUGCUCAUCGAAGCCCCGCCUGCACAUGGCCGGGCAGGCCUAGCCGGGUGUCGAGCUGUGCCCACGCACAGGGCCCAACCUCAAGACCGGGCCUGCCGCUGGGUCGACUUCGGCAGCCUCCGCGUCACCGGCAAGGCCACCGUCCACACCAUCCUCUUCUUCGCCAUCUUCCUCAUCGUCACCAUGGCGUGCAACCUCCACAUCUACACCGGCGCCUAG
This is a messenger RNA of Miscanthus lutarioriparius, 279 nucleotides long. The record is from the annotation of a GenBank genome assembly. NCBI's taxonomy places the organism in Eukaryota, Viridiplantae, Streptophyta, Magnoliopsida, Poales, Poaceae.